Messenger RNA from Bufo gargarizans (Asiatic toad), 3192 nucleotides. It is a transcript of the gene USP35, whose product is annotated as ubiquitin specific peptidase 35. Gene Ontology annotation, cellular component: cytosol; nucleus. The record is from RefSeq and is a predicted model, not a curated record. Bases 169 to 3141 code for a protein of 990 amino acids. The transcript has 12 exons. Lineage: Eukaryota; Metazoa; Chordata; Amphibia; Anura; Bufonidae. Gene Ontology annotation, molecular function: cysteine-type endopeptidase activity; cysteine-type deubiquitinase activity. Gene Ontology annotation, biological process: protein deubiquitination; ubiquitin-dependent protein catabolic process.
CACAGAUCCAUUAACAUCCCAGUUUGCAUAAUCCAGCGGAACGUGACACGGACGAUUCUGGAACCAGUCAAUUGUUGCUGCCGCUGGUAAACAUAGGAAAGAGCUCUUCUGUUGAUGGUCCCUCCAUAAAAGUGGAACAUUACAAACCCCCCGAUAGAAGAAGAAGCCAUGGAUAAGAUAUUAGAAGCCGUCAUGCAGUCUUCUUAUCCCAUGUACGUCAAGCAGAGCUUAGCACGACGUGUCAUCGAAGCUUCCAAGCAGCCUAUUGACACUGAGCAAUGUUGGUCCAUGUUAGAACUUUCCACCAAGCUCUUCUUCCUGGGCGAAUCCCGUUUUGCCAGGGAAACGGCCAGAGAAGUCCUGGAAGUCUACGGCAGGUACCACCCAGAUGAAUUUGAGGAAUUUUUCAAUGAGAUGUUCAUAAUGAGUCUUCUUCAGGAAGGAUACGGGUCUCUCGGGAAGAGACAUGCCUACAUCUUGGACUACAUCCAUCACGGCCUACAGUUUGUGUCGGACAAACCUUCUGCGGAGGAGAUCUUUCGGCUGUUGAGGAUAGAAGUUCUCCGCAUCGUCUGCGAGAGGCCGAGUCUUUCAAUCUGCGUGAGGGUCAGCAAACUCUUGAGCUGCUACCCUCAAUGUGUCCCGGAAGGGAACCACCGGCUCCUGUUCUGCCAACAGAUGAUGAGGUGCAUCGGGCAGUUCCACUGUCAUUCCGAAGGAGAGGAAGGGAUCAUACAGUUUCUGGACCAGGUGAACAGAGUCAGUGCUCUUCUGCAGAGUAUCUGGAGGCUUCAGUCUUCACUGGUCCUUCCAUCCCUUAAGGAGCUAUUCGCUAUUAUAUCUCUAACAGAUGAGAUGGAGACGCCCUCCAGUGCCCUGGCCAGUGUGGUGCAGUAUAUCCCCCUGCAGCUCAUGGAAGGCAUCGUACGAAAUUUGGCCAAUUCAGACAGCGUGACCGACGCCCAGAUGAUGACCGCCAUUAACAGGAUGAUCGACUGGGUGUCAUGGCCGCUUGGCAAGGACAUAGACAAGUGGAUUAUCGCUUUGUUAAAGGGGCUCGCCGCUGUGAAGAAGUUCAGCAUUCUGACCGAGGUUUCCCUAUCAAAGAUUCAAAAGGUGUUCUCAAAGCUGCUGUACCCGGUGGUGCGAGAGGCGGCGCUGUCCGUCCUCAGGUACAUGCUGCUGAGUUUUCAGCACUCGCCCGAUGCGUUUCACUUGAUCGUUCCUCACAUCCCGCAGAUGGUUUCCUGCCUCUCCAACGAGGGUACAAAUUCGGCCUCCAGCUGCCUGGAGCAGUUGGCGGAGCUCGUCCACUGCAUGGUCUUCCGCUUCUCCGGGUAUCCAGAUCUGUAUGAACCAGUCAUGGAAGCGAUAAAGAAGUUACCAGUCCCCAAUGAAGAUCGAAUAAAACAGCUUCUGGGGCAGAACGCGUGGACCUCCCAGAAGAACGAGCUGGCGCCAUAUUACCCCAGACUGGUAUCCAAGUCAGACACUGGGAAGAUCGGCCUGGUGAACCUGGGGAACACCUGCUACAUGAACAGCAUCCUGCAGGCCUUGUUUAUGGCUUCAGAUUUCAGGCACUCGGUUCUCUGUUUACGAGACAGCAGCUCCCAACCCCUGAUGAUGAAGCUGCAGCAUGUGUUUGCUUUUCUAGAGCACAGCCAGCGCCCAGCUAUCUCACCUGAAAGUUUCCUGGCAUCAUUUUGGCCUCCUUGGUUUACACCUGGUGUGCAGCAGGACUGCUCAGAGUAUCUGAAAUAUCUACUAGAUCGGCUUCAUGAAGAGGAAAAAACAGGCAAAAGAAUAUCCCAAGCUCUCGCCCAGACCAACUGCAGUUUCCAAGUGAAGAAAACAAUCUUGGGCAACAGAACAUUGGUGGAGAAGAUGUUUGGCGGUCGAAUAGUCACUAAAAUUCGGUGCCUGAAGUGUCACAGUACCUCAGCCAGAGAGGAGGCUUUCACUGACUUAUCUCUAGCUUUCCCACCACGAGAUGACUCAAAAACAAAGCUUCCCAAGUCUGCCAUGUCUUCUGGUGUGUCACUUAGAGAUACAGGGCCCAAAAAUCUUGAAGGCCAAGACCAGCAGCCAACAAGUUCUCCGCAACAUGGAACAUGGAAACCAAAAGCCAAUGAAGACCAAGGGAAAGUAAUACCUGUCAAAUUAUCAGACAAAGAACAUUCCCAAGACAAAGAUGAGAACAAUUGUUCCUUGCCUGGAAGCCACGACUCGGUCGCUUCUUCGGAGUUGAAGAAAUGUUCCCUUACCCUAUCAGACUUGAUCAACCAUUUCUUAUGCCCUGAGAUGCUGACUGAAGAUAAUCAGUAUCGAUGUGAAACAUGUUCCUCCUUACAAGAUGCCGAGAAGGUGGUGGAGCUCACCACAGGUCCACAGUACCUGAUCUUGACUUUGCUAAGGUUUUCUUUCGACUUGAAGGCCAUGAGAAGGAGGAAGAUCUUAGACAAUGUGUCCAUUCCCUUGAUGCUAAAAUUACCAGUGCAAAUCAAUCCUCAUCGGUCGGAGAACGGCUGUAUAGAAAGUAGUAGUAGUAGUAGAUCCACCUCGGCCGACGUCUGUCAGUCCUCCACCUAUGACUUGUGCACAGUUAUCGUGCACUCUGGACUGUCUUCAGAAAGUGGACAUUAUUAUUGCUACUCCAGGGACUGCAUGGACAGAGAUGGUCAUAAGCCACCCAUUACCGGGAUGAAGAAGUUUGCAAGCGACAAACAUCUAGACAUGGAGAUCCAGUGGUAUCUGUUUAACGACACCAGAGUCUCCUUCUCAUCCUUUGAAUCUGUCAGCAACAUCACUUCCUUCUUCCCCAAGGAUACGGCCUAUGUUUUGUUCUACAGACAUCGGACUCAAGGCCAAACGGGCUCUGAUCUAGAUUCACGGUCAUCGAAGUCACACGGAGAUUCUGCUCUCAGCAAGGAACUCAUGGAAGCCAUCUCCAAGGACAACAUCCAGUAUCUACAGGAGCAAGAAAAGGAAGCAAGGAACAGGGCGGCUUAUAUCUCUCCUCUGCUGAAGUCCCCUCUGUGGUGGCAGGACUUUGACAAGGACAGUGAUGAUGACAGUUCUGCGGGUGGUCUGGGAUCCGCCGCUGGUGGUUCCUCCGGUUCCUUUCAUGGUCUCGUGUUUUAGAAGCUUCAGGUGCACGUGAUACUCUUCUGAUUGUAGAGAUGCAAAAAAGCA